Eleginops maclovinus (Patagonian blennie) is the source of this 8168-nucleotide messenger RNA. RefSeq names its product ATPase plasma membrane Ca2+ transporting 2 (gene atp2b2). Gene Ontology annotation, molecular function: ATP binding; ATP hydrolysis activity; PDZ domain binding. The record is from RefSeq and is a predicted model, not a curated record. The transcript has 24 exons. The coding region runs from base 860 to 4633 and encodes 1257 amino acids. Gene Ontology annotation, biological process: calcium ion transmembrane transport; regulation of cytosolic calcium ion concentration. NCBI's taxonomy places the organism in Eukaryota, Metazoa, Chordata, Actinopteri, Perciformes, Eleginopidae. Gene Ontology annotation, cellular component: postsynaptic density membrane; intracellular membrane-bounded organelle; plasma membrane.
CGCAUGGCUCCUCUGUGGAGGACAGCAAACUAUCCACCGCUUGUCAAACCAGGAACUUUGCAUCAAAGGGAACGCAGCAAUUACUGUAGAGCAUGUUUUAUCAUUAAGACUUGUUCUUUAUAAUUACAAUGGAACAGAACAGAGAGAGCCAGCAGACAGCUCACUAGCGCAAUACAUGGAGAAAUUAAGAUGAAAGCAGUUUGGUUCUUAAGGAACAUCCAGUUUGCUGGUCGGUUGGUCUUAGCAUCUGGCUGUGGAGCUUCAUCAUUUAAUGCGGUUCCCAUCUGGUGUUCAAGUUCAUAAAGCGCAAUUAAGUGUUCUUGCACUUAAGCAGUGAUGGGGAAGACCACCAUGUAGAGACAGAGAGGCAGUGGAGGCAACAGCAGAAAAGCAAGAAUGGGAAGCCACACAUGGAGCGGGUCUGGACUGCAGCCGUGGUGAGCCUGAGACCUACAGGACUUGCAACCAGCAUCAUUGCCCUUCUCAGGACCUGACCACUGGGGCUGUCCAACGCUCACCUGGAUGCUCCUCACUUGUGUUCCGUCAUCCCCUCCUCUCCUCGUUCUCUGCUACUCUUUUUCCUCUUCUUCAGUUUCUUCUCUUUGAUGGUUUUUGGUGUGAAGAUAUCUGACUGUCUCUCUUGAUAAAGAGAAGCUGCUUAUCGAUUGAUCCCCUCGGAUUCCCCCUCCUUUUUUAAUCUCUCUACCUGCCUCCUUUACCUUAGUGACAUUCUUUUUUUUAGUUUUUGAUGCCAUACCUAUUUUGGAUUUUGUUUGGAUGAGACUGAGCUCAUCUCUCUUUUUGAUUGACCUAUAAGCAAUAACAAACACUUAUCGAACUGACUUGAUUAUCUGACAUCAUGGGGGACAUGUCGAACAGCGAUUUUUAUGCCAAGAACCAAAGAAAUGAGGGCAACCAUGAGGCAGGCUUCGGUUGCUCGGUCAUGGAGCUGCGCUCCUUGAUGGAGCUGCGUGGCACAGAGGCGGUGGUCAAGCUCCAGGAGGACUACACUGGCACAGAGGGACUGUGCAAACGACUGAAAACCUCACCCACAGAAGGUCUCGCAGGUGACCAAACUGACCUGGACAAGAGAAAAGAAAUCUAUGGUAAAAACCUGAUACCUCCAAAGAAGCCAAAAACCUUCCUGCAGCUGGUAUGGGAGGCCCUGCAGGACGUCACCCUCAUCAUCCUGGAGAUCGCCGCCCUGAUCUCCCUGGGGCUCUCCUUCUACCACCCUCCCGGAGACAGCAGCGGAGAAUUCUGUGGCGCGGGUGGAGGUGGGGUAGAGGACGAGGGCGAGGCGGAUGCCGGCUGGAUCGAGGGCGCAGCUAUCCUGUUGUCUGUGGUGUGUGUGGUACUGGUAACAGCUUUCAACGACUGGUCGAAGGAGAAGCAGUUCCGUGGGUUGCAGAGCCGCAUCGAGCAGGAGCAGAAAUUCCAGGUGGUCCGCGGCAGCCAGGUCAUACAGCUGCCUGUGUCAGACAUAGUGGUGGGGGAUAUUGCACAGAUCAAAUACGGAGAUCUGCUUCCUGCUGAUGGAGUGUUGAUCCAGGGCAAUGACCUGAAGAUUGAUGAGUCAUCACUGACCGGAGAGUCCGACCACGUCAAGAAGUGUGCAGACAAAGACCCCAUGCUGCUGUCUGGCACCCAUGUGAUGGAGGGCUCAGGGCGCAUGGUGGUGACUGCUGUUGGUGUCAACUCUCAGACUGGAAUCAUCUUCACUCUGCUGGGGGCCGGCACAGAGGAGGAGGAGAAGAAAGAAAAGAAAGGAGGGGCAGUUGAAGAUGGACACCAGAAUACAGACUGCUCCCAUCCCCCCAUCCACCCCAUCGCAACUAUAGCCACGGAUGGGGCUGCAGGCAUUAAUGCCCCUGGCAGUGCCAGCCUAAUUAAUGGUAAAAUGCAAGAUGGCAAUAUGGAGAGCAACCAGAUUAAAGUCAAGAAGCAGGAUGGAGCCGCUGCUAUGGAGAUGCAGCCUCUUAAGAGUGCUGAAGGAGGAGAGUCUGAUGAGAAAGAGAAGAAGAAGGUGUCCACUUCGAAGAAAGAGAAGUCUGUGCUCCAAGGGAAGCUGACCAAACUGGCUGUCCAGAUUGGCAAAGCAGGUUUGCUCAUGUCAGCUGUCACCGUCAUCAUCCUGGUCCUGUACUUUGCCAUUGACAACUUUGUGCUGCAGAAGCUGCCUUGGUUGCCAGAGUGCACCCCCAUCUAUGUCCAGUACUUUGUCAAGUUCUUCAUCAUUGGUGUGACUGUGUUGGUGGUGGCCGUGCCGGAGGGGCUGCCUCUGGCUGUCACCAUCUCCCUGGCCUACUCUGUGAAGAAAAUGAUGAAAGACAACAAUCUGGUGCGUCACCUGGAUGCAUGUGAAACGAUGGGCAAUGCGACGGCCAUCUGCUCCGACAAGACAGGCACACUGACCACCAACCGCAUGACGGUCGUGCAGUGUUACAUCGGAGAUGUGCACUACAAAGAAGUACCAGAUCCUGGAGCUCUGCCAAACAAAUCAAUGGACUUACUGAUCAAUUCCAUCUCCCUCAACAGCGCCUACACCACCAAGAUACUGCCCCCAGAUAAGGAAGGCGGUCUGCCGAAGCAGGUUGGCAACAAGACAGAGUGCGGCCUGCUGGGAUUUGUCUUGGACCUGAAGCGGGAUUACCAGCCAAUCAGAAAUCAGAUCCCAGAAGAGAAGCUUUACAAAGUCUACACCUUCAACUCUGUCAGGAAGUCCAUGAGCACUGUCAUCAAAUUGCCUGAUGGGAGCUUCCGCAUGUACAGCAAGGGAGCCUCAGAGAUCGUCCUCAAAAAAUGCAGCCAUAUCCUGAGCGAGGUAGGGGAGUCGAGGGUUUUCCGUCCACGGGACAAGGACGAGAUGGUGAAGAAGGUGAUCGAGCCCAUGGCGUGUGAUGGCCUGAGGACCAUCUGCGUGGCGUAUCGUGACUUCCCCGGUGAUCCCGAGCCCGACUGGGAAGACGAGAACAGCAUCCUCAAUGAUCUCACCGCCAUCUGUGUAGUUGGGAUAGAGGACCCUGUCAGGCCGGAGGUGCCCGACGCUAUCAUGAAGUGCCAGCAAGCGGGCAUCACAGUUCGCAUGGUGACAGGAGACAACAUAAACACAGCCAGGGCCAUAGCCAUCAAGUGUGGGAUCAUCCACCCCGGAGAGGACUUCCUCUGCAUCGACGGCAAGGAGUUCAACAGGAGGAUCCGCAAUGAGAAAGGAGAGGUGGAGCAGGAGCGCAUUGACAAGGUGUGGCCUAAACUCCGAGUUCUGGCCAGAUCUUCCCCAACUGACAAACACACACUCGUCAAAGGCAUCAUUGACAGUACCAUAGCAGACCAGAGGCAGGUGGUGGCUGUGACAGGAGACGGGACAAAUGAUGGACCUGCACUAAAGAAAGCUGAUGUCGGCUUCGCUAUGGGUAUCGCUGGUACAGAUGUGGCCAAGGAGGCGUCAGAUAUCAUUCUGACUGAUGACAACUUUAGCAGCAUCGUGAAAGCAGUAAUGUGGGGCCGGAACGUCUACGACAGCAUCUCCAAGUUCCUUCAGUUCCAGCUUACUGUCAACGUCGUGGCCGUCAUCGUGGCUUUCACCGGCGCCUGCAUCACACAGGACUCCCCCCUGAAGGCUGUGCAGAUGUUGUGGGUGAACCUGAUCAUGGAUACUUUUGCAUCCCUGGCCCUGGCCACAGAGCCUCCCACAGAGUCUCUGCUGAAGAGGAAGCCGUACGGUCGCAACAAGCCUCUCAUCUCCAGCACCAUGACCAAGAACAUCCUGGGACACGGAGUCUAUCAGCUCAUCAUCAUCUUCACACUGCUAUUUGUCGGUGAGAAGAUCUUUGACAUUGACAGUGGGCGUAAUGCUCCUCUCCACUCUCCUCCAUCCGAGCACUACACCAUCAUCUUCAACACCUUCGUCAUGAUGCAGCUCUUUAACGAAAUAAAUGCCCGAAAAAUCCAUGGAGAGAGGAACGUCUUCGAUGGUAUCUUCAGGAACCCCAUCUUCUGCACUAUUGUAUUUGGCACCUUUGCUAUGCAGAUUGUGAUUGUGCAAUUUGGAGGGAAGCCAUUCAGCUGUCAGCCUCUGAACUUGGAGAAGUGGAUGUGGUGUGUUUUCCUCGGGCUGGGAGAGCUUGUUUGGGGACAGGUGAUAGCCAGCGUCCCCAACAGCAGGUUGCGCUUCCUGCGGAGGGCAGGCCAGUUAACUCGCAAAGAUGAGUUACCAGAGGAGGACGUGAACGAAGAUAAUGACGAGAUUGACCACGCAGAGAGGGAGCUGAGGAGAGGACAGAUCCUCUGGUUCAGAGGACUCAACCGCAUUCAGACUCAGAUCCGCGUUGUGAAUGCAUUCCGUAGUUCCCUCUAUGAAGGCCUGGAAAAACCAGACUCCAGAACAUCCAUCCACAACUUCAUGACACACCCCGAGUUUAGGAUAGAAGACUCCACGCCCAACAUUCCCCUCAUCGACGACACAGACGAUGACUCCGCUCGGAGGAGGGGGAAGUACUCCAGCCAGCCCUCGUCGCCCAACAAGAAUAACAACGCCAUCGACAGUGGCAUCAACCUCACCAUCGACACCAGUAGAUCAGCCGCCUCCUCCAGCCCCGCCAGCCCUCUUCACAGCCUGGAGACCAGCCUCUAACCCCCAUCCUCACCUCCGCUCUGACCUCUAAAGUUGUUUCCUUGCAGUCUGGGGGCUACAUCUCCAAUACCUCCACACAUUUAACUGCAACCCCAAAAAUCCCCCCUGUCCAGUCCCCCAAACCCCAUUUACUCCCCUACACAGGACAGGCCAUGUGGCAGAAUCCCCUCCCCCCACCACCUUUAACCUUGAGCUCUUAAAGUUCUCCGCUCCUCUUGAAAAGGGGGACUUCUAAAGUAAUAUGGCAAGGUGAAAAGAAAACUUGAUCAUACAAUCAAAAAAGCGCAACAAAGCCACAAAACCUACACAGCCAUCCUGCUUUUGUGGUUGUAUGUGUACCGUGGCGGCCGGGGGGGGGGGGGGGGGGGGGGGGUUGUGUGUAUGGGACUAUAUGCCUGUUAGCAUGUACUAAAUUAAAGGUGCCGCUGACUGCACAUAUGUAUGAAGUGUGUCUUGAGUGGCACCGGGAGGAGGACCUUGAGGAGGGAGACACUGCUGAGGAGCAAAAACACAAAACAGGACGGACUCUAAACUCCCCUUACACUCCCCCUCCUCAUCAAUAACAUUGUCAAUACUGAUAAUAGUUUAAAUUAAAUUGAGAAACAUUGUUAUUAUUAUGAUUCUGAUUCUGAUUAUUAUUGUUAUUAUUAUUGUUGCUCCUGCAUGAAUGUACAUUACCCAAGUUUUAUUUAAAAGGGUUUUAAUUUUAUUGGAGUUCUUUCGUUCUGAUGGGCUAGGCCUCGUGGCGGACUGCUAUUUUAAAGACGGCUUCUCCGAGCUCCUGGCCUGCAAAGGUCCCUCCUCUGUGUGGCAUGAACAUGUACCCGACUGUAAAAAUUUGUUUCAUCCAUAAACAGAAAUGUGUUACGAGGUGGUAGGGCUCAACUUGCACAGUAGUUUUGCACCUGUCGGAAAAGAGGAACGCAAGAUAAUAAUGAUGAUGAUAGCAUUUAUGGGAUAUAUUCUAUAAAUAUAAAUACAUAUAAAUAUAUUUAGAGAGAGUUUAUCUUUGUUUGUCGGCAUGUUGCCUUGUUCCUGCUUCAAUGGCUCAAAAUACUUUGACUUAUUUAUGUCUUAAAGAGAAUGUAAUUUGUUUACAACCUCGUAGAGAUAAACUUCCUGGUUUCUAGAAGGACAGGCGGAGCUGAAGCUCAGAAGGACCAGAGCUGUGUUGAUGUGUUAUUACUGAAAAACCAUGUGCUGGAAUUUGCCUGCUAUCUUUUCAAUUAUUGUAGAUAUUUUUAGAGGAUUAACAAACAAAAAGAAACCAAAAUAUAUUGGGAUACGUAGUCAAUGUGGAAUCUUAGUAUUACUCUAUAUGAUUGUUGGGAUCAAGUAGGAGUGGCUUGCCUUUCUAAACGGAGGCCUCCUUUUUGUGACAGAGGGGGAAUAUUUAAUUCUUUUUUUCACUUCUCUUUUUUUUAUUGUGUUUUUUUUCUGUGCUUCAGCACUGGCCUGGGGUCAGGGCUCGAGUCAAAGGCUGAUAUCAGGACCUUUACAGUGAACUGUCUUCUAGAUAAACCUGCUUGUUCAAAGGACUUGAUGUUUUAAAAUGUGUGUGACCAUCCAAAAGGCUGCAAUCGAGUCAUAUUAGAAAUCUGCAGAGUUAUAUUUGGCUUACCUAUGCCGCAUGGAAUUCCAACUUUUAGUUUUUGUUAAAAAUUUGGAAUAUAUUGUGUUGUUUAUUUUUUUAUUUAAUUUAGAUUUAUUUCCAUUUCCUCUAGCAGCGUGCGCACGCAGCUCCACGAAGCUGUUGGCAUUUUUAACAUCUAUAAAAGAAAAAAAAAGGAAAACUGACACACAAAAAAACUAACUUACAACAAACAUGGAAUGUUGCUUUGACUCUUUUAUAUAUAUAUAAAAAAGACGAUCCUUUUCUGCACUAUCUGGUUAUGAAUGAAAUCUUCUGUGGUGUAAUUCUAGAUGUGCUUUUGUGUGUUUUAACCAAGCUUGUCUUCCUGCCGUCACAGAAUAUACAGUACUCUAGCAUCUCAACUGUACUCACUAGUUGUAAACUAUUUAUUGUGCUUUGACCAAUCAGACAUUACAGAGAGAAGUUACAUACAGAAGACACAUUUACCCAGUCUUAUUGCACUCUGAAGGACAAGGCCACUUAACUAACCUGUACUAUUGUUAUUUCUAAUACUAACCGAAGUCAUUGGCAAGCAUGACGUGAAAGGCUCAUUAUGCAACUUGAAAAAAUAGACGAUUUUUCUACUUAAAAAAUAUCCUAUAUAGUACUUCAGUAUAUACAAUCAUUUAUCCAAAUUUAUGUUUCCUUUUUUCUAUCCUCCUCCUCUGUCAUUUCUAAGUCGAUCCGUCCAUCUGGAGAGGGUGCACAAGCUUUACCAGUCAGCUCAGGCGUGUUGAAAAAAUAACAUGGACCAUUUCAAUAUACUGUCUUAUUUAAGUUGGGGGAAAAAACAGUCUGGAUUCUGAUAUUCUGCUUAGAAGCUGUUGAUUUAUUUUGUUUCCUUUCCAAUGUUUUAACUUGACAAUUUAUUUGUUUAUUUGUCUGUAAAAAAUGAAAAACAAUAAACAAAACAAAAAAACAGCAACAACAGCAUUUUCAAUAAAAAAAAGAAAGACUAAAGCCAACCUUCUCCAACCACUUUUACAUCCAGGAGGACAUUCAGCUUUAAGAGGAUGCAAAGACGACAAGUUUAAAAAUAAUCUUUGUAAAUACAGCAAUGAGUCCACUGAGGACAGAAACUCCAUGCGGACUGGUGUGAAAACAGGAACUCUUCCUGACUACAUCUACUACACCUUCCAUCAUGCACCACAACUCAAGUCAUACUGCCGACACAGCUGUUUGGCUGUAUGUAAUCAAUCACUGCUCCUGUCAGAAACACUUCAGAACAUCAUGAUUACAUCCGAGUGAAAACACGUUGUAACAGCCAAUAAUUAUGUUGAUGAUGACACUGGCAAUGAUGGUGAUGAUGAUGAUGAUUAAGGAUGAUGAUGAUGAUGAUAUCAAUGAUACUUCUUGCAAUAUACUCUCACCUGCCUCGAUGUACUGUAUUUAGCAGCAUGCAGUUUGUGGAACAAAGAAAAAGAGAAAUGCCAACAGAUAACUUUUUGGCAUACUUAGCCAUUUAUGGGUAAGUGAUUUAAGUGUUCAUCUUGUUUUUAUGAUAUUUUUUUUAUCUAUACAAUAAUUGUAAAUAAAGAACUCAAUGUCUUUGUUCAUUUAAUACUAUGCAAAAAGUCAUGCUUUUCUGAUUGUUACCCACCCUUAAUCCUAGAGUGUGUUGCUGGAAUGUUUGUGGUCUCAAAAGUCAGUAAAACAAUGUGAUGUAAAUUAUUUUCUAGCUUGAGGAAAAGUUAAAUGAUGAUGAAAAUGAUUAUUAUGAUGCCAUGAGGACGUUGACAACAAUAGUGGUGACAGUGAUGAUGAUGAUGAUGAUGAUGGUGGUGGUGAUGAUGAUGAUGAACUGUGACUCUUGCUGCUUGACUGUCCCAUUUACCACACUCCUGACAGGAGCGCAAGUGAAAACCAUAAUAAAAACAAAAAAAAGAAAAAUCACUUAAUAAA